CACCGCUAAAGCCCUCAGAUGUUCACAUCAAACCAGGAUAAUAAAACACAUACCUUUUGGGGUUUGGUGGUGCUCUUACUAUUUCUGGCAAAGUCGUUGGCGUUAAAGUUCACUCAAGACCGCUAGGGACUAACAGCUUAAAACAAUGCAGCUUGCAGCCUCGCUAGCGUCUGCAAGCAGUGGGUGCCUUGUUGCACGCGUCCAGUGGUUGCCCUCGCUGCGAGUCGCUCCUCGACUUCAACGUUCACGCCUCGCCCACGCCCGCACGAGCAUGCCGACGAGCGAGCCAGCGGGCACAGAAGCAGCUGCGCUCAAGCCUCAAAUGCCUGCGGAUGUUCCAUCCACUGGCGUCCCAGCUGACGCCGAGCCCAUCGAGCAAGUCGAAUCCGGCGACAUCCAUGCAAGCAAGGAGCUGUUUGAGGAGCUGUUGGAUUCGAGCACUUUCGGCACUCGCGGAGAGGGCUGGCUGGCAGCCCAGCUCCUGGCCAUCCUGUUCGUAGCGGUGCCCCCGCCCGCUCUAACGGGUGCGGUGGACUCGCUGGCACUGCUGGCGCUGGCAAGCGGCCUGGGACUCAUGGUUGUUGCCUCCCGCAACCUGGGUCGCAACCUGAGCCCGCUGCCGGAACCGCGCAGGAAGCACCAGCUGGUGGUGGAGGGGGUGUAUGGCUACGUACGGCACCCGAUGUACGGCGGGCUGCUGCUGGCGGCUGUGGGGCUAGCCGCGCUGACUCACAGCGAGGCCCGCAUGGCGGUGGCGGCGCUGCUGUGGUGGGUGCUGGAGAACAAGGUUGAAAAGGAGGAGCAGGCCCUAUCUGAGCGCUACCCAGCAGAGUACUCGCAGUACAAGACAAAGGUCAAGAAGGUAAUGAAACAUUACCCAACUGCACUACUGCUACUACUGCACCCCUUCCCCAAACAUGCAUACCACCUGUAUGAUGCUGUUCGUACAGACCUUCUGCUCAUGCAUACCACCCCCGUACCCUUGUACAUGUGCCCAUGCAUCCAUCCGUGCUUGCAGUUCCUGCCCUUCCUCUACUAAACAGCCCUAUUGCAUGGCUGUUCUUGGGAGCGAGACAAGGAGGCGUCACCUGCAGAGAGGCAGGCCCAGGCAGGCCGUGCAAAGUACACUUCGUCGCGGCAUCCCGGAGGAUGCGACGAUGCAGGAAGCCAAUUUGUCAGCGGUGCCAGUAUACAGCUCGGCGGGGGGAAUAAUUGUUGGCAUACACCGUUAGGUUAAUCAGGCAUCCACGCAUGCACAUUUGGAAGCAUCUGGAGUUACAUUAGGACGCGGAGAGACUUCUUUGCUUCGUAGCUGCUCGCGGUAGGCAAGGCUGCCAUGGCACAACACGUGCUUGACAUCUCCUGUGACGGAGUGGAGUGCGCUAGUUGGGGUUCUUGGCCCUGUACAGUACACGUCGUAAGGCUUCAAUGCUUUGGCAGGUGUUGUAUGCCUUGAGCUGCCCGUUGGCAACAACUCAUGCUAAAUACAUCCUGGAUACAUGCGUACUACAACGCUAGCUCGUCAUUCAAACUUUAGGUGGCCUUAACCUCGCUUUGAAGAACAGAGGAUCCUAGCCGGCAUGCAACACUCACAGACGUUGCUCGUCCGCCUGCCGGCCGCUCGCCGUGGCUCGCGUACCCCUGCC
Astrephomene gubernaculifera is the source of this 1646-nucleotide messenger RNA. The record is from the annotation of a GenBank genome assembly. NCBI's taxonomy places the organism in Eukaryota, Viridiplantae, Chlorophyta, Chlorophyceae, Chlamydomonadales, Astrephomenaceae.